Molecule: messenger RNA, 4452 nt
Organism: Closterium sp. NIES-65
Lineage: Eukaryota; Viridiplantae; Streptophyta; Zygnematophyceae; Desmidiales; Closteriaceae
Source: the annotation of a GenBank genome assembly
AUGGCCAACUUAAAGACGUACCGGCAGCAGGAGGGGUUUCACGAUCGGAAGUCUGCCGUUCCGUCGACGGACGUUCCCCCGUUGGAGGACCCUCUUGCGGGUUAUAUAUUCGUGUGCAACAAUGAAACCAUGGAGGAUGACAUUAAACGCGAGCUUUUCGGCUUACCGCAGAAGUAUCACGAGUCGGUUCGGGGGAUUCAACCGGGAAUGCCGCUGUUUCUCUACAACUACACCACUCACCAUUUACACGGCGUCUUCGAGGCAUCAAGCGAAGGUGGCCUGAACCUAGACCCGUCGUUAUCGAAAUUUCCAUCACAAGUUAGGGUUCGUCUGCGGGAGCAACGGUCACCGCUGGACGAGACCAAGUUCCGUCGGUUCCUGUAUCACUACGACGGGCCCAAGUUCCGCCUCGAGCUCUCUUUGACCGAGGCCAACAACUUGCUGAGAGUCUUUGGGUUGCUGGAAGGGGAAGAAGGCAAGGGGGAGAAGAAGCAGCAGGGGGACGAGGAGGGCGGGCAGUGGGAGAAGGUCAAACCCAAGGGCAGGGGUAUGCGCGGCGGUUAUUCUGGCGGCGGUGGGGGGCAUUUCCGCGGGAAGAAGCACGGGCACCCGCAUCAGGGGGCGCAUUGGCGCUCCGCGCAGAACCAAGGGGGCAAUGGCGUGGGGCAUGCUGGGGGGGGCGGAGGGGGAGCAGGAUGGGUGGGCGCAGGGCGAGGGGGUGGCGGCGGCGCAGCAGGGGCAGCAGCAGUUCCGCCGCCGCCGCCCGCGCCUCCCGCAGCUGGCGGAAAGGACAGCGGAGGCCGCGCGGAUUCCGCAGGGCGGUGGCGGCAGGGGGAGGCGGACGGCUGCAGCAAGUCGUCUGGAAGCGGAAGUAGCGGGAGCGGACUGGUUUCCCCCGAUUUGAGCACCACGGGGGGAAGCAGCAGCGAGGAGCGGUCGUCCGCGGGCGGGGGGGAGCACGAGGCGGAGUGUAACGGUAACGGGGUUCUCCAUACGGAGGAUAGGCGGAGCGAAGAGUCCUCCUCUUCCGAGCAAGGGGCGGAGGGGGAAAAAGCGGGGGAGGCAGACGCGGAGAGGGCGGGGAGAGGCGGGAGUCCGGGGAAGGCUGCGGGGGAGGGGGGCGCAGGUGGGGCGGGAGGUGGGGGGAGUGUGUGGUCGGUGCGUAGCGCCAAUGUGUCAUUUGCUGCGGUUUUACUGGGGAAGGCGGAGGAAGGCGCGGCUGCUGGGGGAAGUCCUGAAGGCGCGGAGGGCGCAGCGGGAGUGCCCUCAGGGGGAGGCGCGGGAGAGACUGGCGGAGGGGCGGGGGGAGUGGCAGGCGGAGCAGGCGCAGCAGGGGUGGCGGAGGCGAGCAAGGAAGAACCCCGCUCGGACUCAGCUAGCGCUUCUGCUAGCACUGACGUACCGGCUUCUGUGGCAGGAGCAACAGUACCAGCGCCAGGGGAAACCCGCUCAAGUAGCCCUCCAAAAGAGGGUAAACCAGCGGCUAAAGCCCCGAGUGCGAGCGGGGAGAAGGCUGGUGACGAGGAGGAGGAGGGGUGGAUUAAAGUGUCUAGCGGACCCAAGGAGAAGGCGCAAGGGAGGGGCGGAGCAGGGGGGGCGGCGGGAGCUGCUGCGGGGGCGGGCGGAAGGGGGGGGCGGAGGGCGAGUGGGGAGGAGAAAUCCGCGGGUGUGUGGGUGAAGAGGGGGGCGCCGGCUGCAGGAGGGGGCAAGGAAGGUAAGGGCGGGGGAAAGAAGGGGGCGGGCAAAGGGGCGGAUAGGACCGCAGGGGGUGCAACUAUUGCUGGUGUGGGGGCUGCUGCUGGUGCAACGGGUGGUGCUGCAGGCAGUGCUGCUUCUACCACAGCUGUAGCGGCACGCUCUGGUGGGGAGGACGGGCAGGCAGCAGGUGCCUCUGCCGGCGCUGGCGCUGCUACAGCCGCGAGCGACGCAGCUGCUGCUGCUACAGCCGCGGAUGGGAAACCGCUGGCAGCGGCACCACAGCCGGCGAGGUCCCGGCGCCCGGCGUGGCAGGGGAACGACGCGGCGAUACUGAAGCGUCUGGGCGACAGCGGGGCGGGGCAGGGAAGCACAGGCCAGGCAGGCGGUGGCGCUGGGUCUGCUGAAGGGAGAAGCCAGAAGCACCAGGGGUCGCAGUCGCAGUCUCAUGGCGCCAGUGGGAAGCAGGACGGGCAGAGACAGCAGCAGGGGCAGCAGGGUAGGGGGGGAAAGCAGGCAGGGAAGCCUGGAGAGCAGGCUGGUGCUGGGGAGAAGGGGAAGGACGGGAGGAAGGUUGAGAGUGGCAAGACAGGGGAUAAGGAAGAGGGGGUGGAGAAGGAAGGAGGGUGUGAGAAACCCGGGGAGGGUGGGACGGGGGGGCCGAAGGGGAAGACCCAGGGGGGUGAGAGUGAGGGUGGUGCUAAGAAGAGCAGUGGUGGUGGAGGGGGAGGAGGAGGAGCGGGGUCUAAAGUUUCUGCUAGGGCGGUGCCGAUCGCAGGGUUCCCGGCGUUCCCGGUGCCACCAGCUGCGCUGCUGCAAAACGCGGCGGCGCUGCAUGGGGAGGUGCUGGCGUAUGCAGAGGAGGUGCGGCCGCCCAGGGAGGCGCGGGUCAGCGCGGAGCAGGCAGUGGCGUGUGUGAGGAGGACGGUCAGAUCGCUGUGGGAAGGAGCCGAUGUUGAGGUGUUUGGUUCAUUCGCCACUGGCCUUGCCCUCGCUCACAGCGAUGUUGACGUGGCAGUGAUUAACGCACCUCCUCCACCCGCUGACCUACCAGAGCUCGCGACCCUGUCAGGUGCGCGCAUCAGUGCACCGCUCAUCAGGCAGCUGGCAGCUGCACUGAAGAAGCAGCCGUGGUGCGAGAGCCUGCACACCAUUGAAACCGCCCGCAUCCCCGUCAUCAAACUCAAGUGCCGCCCGCUGCCGCCCGCUUCCGCCGAAGGAGCAGAGGAAGAGAAGGAGAAGGCCCCGUCGACUUCUGAGCGGGGCGCUGGGUCUUCAGGUUCUUUUGAGACGUCUCAAAGGUCUUCAGGCUCUUCUGGUUCCACAGAGGGGAGCGGUGGCGCGUCGGUGGUGGGAGAGAGCGAAGCAGGAGAGGCAAACGUCACAGCGGCGGCAGCAGCAGGUUCGGCAGCCACGGCGCUGAAGCCGUCUGCUUCGGCGUCGGACCUGGUGGGGCCGAGCGUGCAGGGAGUGGUUCGGAUGGACAUAACGUUCUCCCUGUCGCGGCCCAAGGCCAUGGAGGUGUCUGAUGCUGCCAGCAGGGUGCUGGCGGGGAAGCUGGACGAGGCUGCUGCGGCUCACAACGGAUCAGCGGCCAGGGAGCUGGUUAUUGAGCGGCUCAAGAAGAUGCCCGCCCUCGCCCCCCUGGUGCUGCUGAUGAAGUCCUACCUGCACCACCGGGGUCUCAAGGACGUCUACACUGGCGGGCUCGGGUCCUUCUCCCUCACCAUGAUGCUCGUCUUUUACCUGGAGAGAGCUCCUGUCGCAUGUGGCAUGUCCCCCCCUCCUGCUACUACUGCUCCUGCUGAGGCAGCAACCAAGUCACCAGGAUCCAAGUCUGCAGACUCCAAGGUUGAGCAAGCCAGUGCUGCUGAGAAUAGCAACAGCAGCAAGGCGGUUGAAGUGGCGUCAGUGACUGCAGCGGACGGACCUGUGAAGGGGGUAGUGGUGGACGACUUGCCUGGUUCGGCGCAGUCCGUACCUGUGCCGAACCUGGGAGUGCUGCUUAUCGGCUUCCUGCAUCUGUUUGGUCAGGAGAUUGACCUUUCUCGCGUGCGCCUCAUUCUCAGGGGUCUGAAUGGCAUGCCGGGCGGCGUGUUCUGGCGCGACCCCUCCAUGCCGCCGGCUGCUCUCUGGAUUGACGACCCGCUCCGCCCCGGUGCCAACAUCGGCUCAGGCUCGUUUGCCAUGUGGCACGUGCAGGCUGCCAUGCGGGAAAUGCUGCACGUCAUCUCCAAGCCAGUCGCUUCCCCGUCCACCACCGCUGCUGGAACCACCACCUCAUCUCCCCCACCUGCUUCGCUUUCACAGUCUCCUCCUAAGUCCCCAGCACCCGCUGCUGAUGGCAGUGUAGCUGCAGAAGCAGCCUCCUCCUCCUCACCACUACCUGCUGUUGCUGCUGCUGCUGCUGCUGCUCCUCCUGCUGCUGAUGAUUCAAAUGCUGCCAACGCCACCACUCCUGCUGCUGCUCCCCACGUCUUCACCCCCUCCUCCAGCCCACUCCUCUCGUCCGUGUCUCCCGUGCUCUCCUCCCCAUCCCGCCCCUCGAUCUCUCUCCUUGAUCUCGCCUUCUCCACCCGCUUGCCCAUCACCCAGUCCCUCAAACCAGCAGAGCUCGCGUCCCAUGCCUUGUCUGUUGCUGCUCCUCCUGCUCCUCUUUCUUCCGCUCCCGCUUCUGCUGCCCCUCUCUCGGUCUCUGCUGCACCUUAUGUCUCGGCACCUAUUCCUGCUGCUGCUGCAGUCGCAGCAGCGGAGUAA